Messenger RNA from Stylophora pistillata, 1102 nucleotides. RefSeq lists its product as uncharacterized. The record is from RefSeq and is a predicted model, not a curated record. NCBI's taxonomy places the organism in Eukaryota, Metazoa, Cnidaria, Anthozoa, Scleractinia, Pocilloporidae.
UAAAAAUAAGGACUGACGAAGCUAGAAAUACUGUGUACAUCAGGCUUAAAGCGUUCUAGAUAACAUAGAGCUGUCUUCGCCAAUUCAAAUCUCAUUUAGUGGAGGAAAAUUUGCCUAGCUUUCGUGAAGAAAUCGGAAGCAGGAAAUGAAAGUCGAAAGUCUUACUUCCAAUCGAUGACGCAGUGUCAAGCGUGAGCUAGAUAAAUAAGAGCGAUUCGUCGCACCAGAAUUACUCUUCGUUACUGCUCCCAAACUCAACUUCGUUACCGUUAAAGAUCCACGGAUUUACAACAGACCUCUGUGUUCUCAAGCUAUGGAGACCAAAGGGAAUGAAAAAAAUACAAAUGUGAGAGUCAUUGACACACAUGACAGAGAAUGGAGCACUGAAGAUCAUCAGCUUAUCUCUCAAAACGAAACUGGACGGGCUACUGCAGGUCACUACUUGUGGGUUAAUGGCACGACUGUUUCAUCCAAUGCACUUUGUACAAACCAAAAAACUUUUUUUAAGAUCCAUGCUACCAUAGAGCAAGAUGCAAAUGGUAAAGCUCAUCAAGUUGUCAUUCUAGAAAAUAAAAGUGGAAGUGUUGUGGCAAUAAACAAGGACGAUGACACUGUCCUUGCUAAGGAUCUUCCUAAACCUCCAAGCCAAUACAACACUUUUAAAGAAGUUAGAGAAAACAAUCCUGAAGUGCUGUUCUACAAGGUGGCAAGGGUACCUGGCAGUGAGAUAUUUUACUUCAAGUCUUACCUAAAAGAUAAACAACGAAUCCUCGGUUUUGAUCAAUCAGGAGAACCUUUAAACACAUCUCAAGUAGAUUCAAAUGGGGAGGAAAGUUGGUUUACAUUGAUAUAAAAUCUCUUGUAAGUGCAAAAUUAAAGUUACAGUUUAUAACUUAUGUAAGAGAUAUUUUCCAAACAGUAAAUUCCUUUGAGGAAAUUAUUUCACUUAUGUUAAGCUGAUUAAAUGAUAUUCAGUGUCUGACAACAAAGUUUAUGAAGUUUAGCACGCUAACAUAUGGUUUUAACCAUUCGCUCCGACGAAGGGCUAACGCUCGAAACGUCAGCUUUUGUAAUCGUUACGGUGGCCAAUUUACCAUUUCAA